ACCAAGGGAGUUAUUUCUUCAGCUUUCCAAGGCGUGGCAGAUCUGAUGCAGGAGAAUUCUCAGUUUGAAAGAACUGGACCAGUUGCUGAUAGUGACACAGAGAGUUUUGAGGAUAUGUCUAUUGCUCAUGAGUGGUUGUCCUCAACUUCCUUAAAGGUGGAGCCAAUCACUGAAGAAUCUAUCAUUAACAUAUUAAAUCUUGUAGAAAUAACGUUGGGGCCACUAGCAGGAAGCCAUGAGGUCGAGAUACUGGAGAGAUCAAGAAAUGUCCUUGGUUUGGUUGAACUGAUAAGAGAAGAAUUACCUGGUUACUUGGUGAAAAGGGAAGAAGAUAAUGACAAGGGACAAAGGAAGACUCAUGAAAUGAUCAAACUAAUUGCUGAAGCCUUUUCGGAAGAGCUUGGUCCAGUUUCAGCAAGUUCUCAGGAAAAGGUACCUAUGCCCGAAGGAAUGGUGCUUAAUCAAAGUCUGGAUGAUCUGGAUGCCAUAUGUGGUGACUUUGGGUUGCAUAUACCUACUUCUUUCUCCCUUGGAAGAUCCAUUUCCUCAGAAAAGGAUGAUGUUACCAUGUCUCAUCGACAAAGUAAGGAAGAAUUGGAAUCAACUGAAUCAACAUCUCUUCUUGCUGAGCAUCGCAAACGCCAUGGGCUAUAUUAUUUACAGUCACAGAAAAAGGAGAUGGUAUAUGAUGAUUAUCCACCUGCUAACGACCUUAAGACUGGAAAUAAUGCUGACGAUGAGGCUGAUGAUCUGAUUAAGCUGACAGAACAAUCUCUAUUCACUAAGAAAAAGGCAAACCAACCAAGGCCUAGGCCAGUAGUGGUGAAACUAGAUGAUGGGGAUGGGCCUUUUAUCUCUGCCAAAAAGGUAGAGUUAAAAGAUGACCUAAUCUCUGGUGCUGUGAGAGAUGUUCUUUUAGGUGAUGAAGCAACAUCAUCAUCACGAACUAAGAAGUCUGACAAGUCAUCGAGUAAGAGAAGACAGAAGGGCAAGUUGGAUAUAGACAAGUCUUCCGGACCAAAAGAGGAUUCUAAAUCAAUGGAGAAUUCUGAACUAGAAAAUGCAAAUUUGAGAAAAAGCAAACGCCAUUCUCGUGGUAAAGAGAAGAAACAUAGAAGUACUGCAAAAGAUAGAGAUGAACAUGAAGAGGGAGAUAAGCAGAAGGUUAGCCAUCACCAUGGCAAGCAUAAAUCCCGACAAAGGGCGGAUGGGGCUCUAACAUUAGCAGCACAAUCAAAUGUUAUUCCUGAUUUUCUUUUGUAGCAAUGAGGGCUGGGAUCUUAAUCAUCAAUAUGAUAAAUUUGAUCACUACGGCUUAGGUGAGCUUCUUUUGUACAUUACACUUCAUUCUUUUUUCUGUUUUAGUUACUUGUUAUACUUGCAAUUGGUGAAGUGGGUUUUCUCCAUCUUUUCUGGUUUUUACUGUGUGAAAUCUCUUUUUUGGGAAGGGUAUAUCCUUGAGUUCUUAACACUUUGUACAAGGAAACCUUUACAAGGCCUUGACCGGUUAUGAUCCUUUGGUUCUAUUUGUUUUUCUAUUCGUCUCUCAUCUAUGUAUUCA
Molecule: messenger RNA, 1561 nt
Organism: Lycium ferocissimum
Lineage: Eukaryota; Viridiplantae; Streptophyta; Magnoliopsida; Solanales; Solanaceae
Product: AP-3 complex subunit delta
Exons: 1
Biological process (GO): Golgi to vacuole transport; protein targeting to vacuole
Cellular component (GO): AP-3 adaptor complex; endosome membrane
Source: RefSeq, a predicted model, not a curated record